UCUCAGCGGCGCAGCAGCGAGCGUCUCAGAUCGCUUCAGAAGCAGCAGCGAGCGUCGCGAGCGUCUCAGAAGCAGCGGCGCAGCAGCGAGCGUCGCGAGCGGACACGGACGGAGAUGGCAGGAGCGCAGCCGGGGGUUCACGCGCUCCAGCUCAAGCGCGUUUCGGUGCCCGAGAGCCUGAGGACCGGCGAUAAGUUCAUUAAAUGGGACGAUGACUGCACUACAGUUACGCCCGUGACGCUGCGCAUUGACCCGCGGGGCUACUUCCUGUACUGGACCGAUCAGAAUAAGGAGACCGACCUGUUAGACCUCUCGCUCAUCAAGGAUACGAGAAAUGGGAGAUUUGCCAAGACACCAAAGGAGGCCAAGCAGCGAGAGCUUCUGGAUGUGGGGACUCUGGAGGGGAGGCUGGAGAACCGGACACUCACAGUGGUCAGCGGUGCAGACAUGGUCAACAUCACCUGCCUGAACUUUACAGCCUUCAACGAAGAGGUGGCCAAGGAGUGGGCCGAAGAGCUUUUCAGCUUGGCGUCGAACCUGCUGGCUCAGAACAUGUCCAGAGAAUCCUGUCUGGAGAAAGUGUACACAAGACUGACGUUACAGCUGACGGCCGAGGCUGGCAUUCCUGUGAAAAAUAUCUUCCGUCUGUUCUCGGCCGACAGACGGAGGGUUGAAAACGCUCUGGAGGUCUGCAGCCUGCCGACGGGACGAAAUGACGCCAUUCCUCAGGAUACAUUUACACCUGACGUAUACCGACAGCUCCUGAACAACAUUUGUCCGCGGAACGACAUCGAUACGAUCUUCUCAGAAAUCGGCGCUAAGAUCCGGCCGUACCUCACCGUAGAGCAGAUGACAGAUUUCCUGAACAACAGACAGAGAGACCCUCGUCUGAACGAGAUCCUGUACCCGCCCCUCAAAGCCGAGCAAGUGCAGGGAUUGGUGGAGAAAUACGAGCCUGACACCAUGCUUUCACGAAGAGGGCAGAUCUCGGUGGAGGGCUUCGCCAGAUAUCUGAGCGGAGAAGAGAACAGUAUCAUCCCUCCAGAGAAGCUGGACCAGAGUGAAGACAUGACGCUGCCGCUCUCGCAUUACUUCAUCAACUCCUCGCACAACACCUACCUCACUGCGGGUCAGCUGGCGGGAAACUCGUCUGUGGAGAUGUACCGGCAGGUUCUGCUCUCCGGCUGUCGCUGUAUAGAGCUGGACUGCUGGAAGGGACGCACCGCCGACGAAGAGCCGUUCAUCACACACGGCUUCACCAUGACCUCAGAGAUCUGCUUCAAGGAGGUGAUCGAGGCCAUCGCAGAGAGCGCCUUCAAGACGUCUCCGUUCCCAGUCAUCCUGUCCUUUGAGAACCAUGUGGACUCUCCCAAACAGCAGGCGAAGAUGGCCGAGUAUUGCCGAUCAAUAUUUGGAGACGCAUUGCUCACAGACCCACUGGAGAAAUACCCCUUGGAGGCCGGUGUUCCUCUGCCCAGCCCCGUGGACCUGAUGGGCAAAAUCCUCAUCAAGAACAAGAAGAGUUCCCACAAAGCUGACGGCAGCGCUAAGAAGAAGCUCUUCGAGCAAACGUCCAACCCCUGCAGCGACACGUCCAGCAUGUGUGAGCCCUCGUCUCCCAGCACAGGUGCACACACAAAAACACCUCAUUCUGCAGUCAUCAGAGAGUCAGCUGAGCCACACUGGUCGACACAUCAGGAGAUUCACAUCAGCAUUCAUGCAGACGGGAACGAGGCAGGCGAAAGAAGAUUGCAGAGAAUGAAGUCGAUUGAUAAAACGGCAGGGUCGCUGUCACGCAACGCAAGUCUGGCCGAUGAUAAAGCAGAAGCGGACGCAGAGAGUGAUGCGGAGGAAGAUAACGAUGAAAGUAAGAAGUCCAUGGAUGAGGGGACGGUAAAUGAAGCCUUCGCCACAGAGGAGAUGUCCAACUUAGUCAACUACAUUCAGCCUGUUAAAUUCAACUCCUUCGAGACGUGCAAAAAAAUCGAUCGAAGUUAUGAAAUGUCAUCGUUUGUGGAGACCAAAGCGCUGGAGCUGCUCAAAGAAUCGCCCGUGGAGUUCGUCGAGUAUAAUAAACUGCAGCUGAGCAGAAUUUAUCCCAAAGGAACUCGAGUGGACUCCUCGAACUACAUGCCUCAGGUCUUCUGGAACGCCGGAUGUCAGCUGGUCGCUCUGAACUUCCAGACCAUAGAUCUGCCCAUGCAGCUGAAUCUGGGCAUCUUUGAGUACAACGGGAAGUGCGGCUACAGACUGAAGCCAGAGUUCAUGCGACGGACGGACAAACAGUUUGACCCGUUCACUCAGAAUACAGUCGACGGGAUCGUAGCGCACACGCUGUCUGUGAAGAUCAUAUCCGGCCAGUUUCUGUCCGAUAAGAGAGUCGGUGUUUACGUGGAGGUGGAAAUGUUCGGCCUGCCGGUGGACACCAAACGGAAAGCGUUUAAGACCAAAACGUCUCAAGGCAAUGCCGUCAAUCCGGUGUGGGAUGAAGAUCCAGUGGUCUUCAAAAGAGUGGUUCUUCCCACGCUGGCAUCAUUGAGGAUAGCUGUGUACGAAGAGAACGGGAAGUUUAUCGGCCAUCGCAUCAUCCCAGUGUGUGCCAUCCGACCCGGAUAUCAUUACAUCAGUCUGAGGAACGAGAAGAACCAGACGCUGACGCUUCCGUCCGUCUUCAUCUACACUGAGGUCAAGGACUACGUCCCAGAAACCUUUGCAGACGUGAUUGAGGCCCUGUCCAAUCCCAUCCUGUACAUCAGUCUGAUGGAGCAGAGAGCCAAUCAGCUGGCGGCUCUGACACAAGAGGAGGGAGCGCAGGAGACCGACAGAGAAGAGGUCAGUGGCAGUGGAGAUCCUGUGUCAGAGGUCAAGACUGACCCUAAACCCGCUGCAGAGAACGGGCUGAACCACGACAGCAUCUCGCCCAAAUCCUCUGUGGUCAGUCACCAGACGUCAUCCUCAGGGUCGGUCAAACCUGCUGUGAAGUCUGAAGAUGUGGUCCAGAGUGUUUUAACAGAGGUGGACGCUCAGUCUGUAGAUGAACUGAAACAGAUGAAGGGUUAUUUGAGGGAGCAGAAGAAGCAGUACAAAGAACUAAAGGAGCUCAUGAGGAAACACAACAAGAAAAUGAACGAGCUGAUCAACGAACACGCGUCCAGACAGAAGCAGCUGCGCAGGUCUGCGCUGCAGAAGAGGUGUGUGUCGGAUCAGGAUCAGGAUCUGCUGGCGCUGGCGCAGGAGAGGUGUGAGAAACUGAAGGAGCAGCAGCAGCGGCAGCUCCUCACACUCAGACAGGAGCAGUUCUACAGCGAGAAGUACCUCAAACGAGAGCACGUCAAACUGCUUGUGGAGAAGCUCACGGCUGUGGCAGAAGAGUGUCAGAAUAACCAGCUGAAGAAACUGAAGGAUCUGUGUGAGAAAGAAAACAAAGACUUGAAGAAAAGGAUGGACAAGAGACGACAGGAGAAGUUUCAAGAAGCCCGAACGCUGGAGAAGACUCUGACUGAGGAGAAAAAGAUGGAGAUGAACAGAUCACACGUGAACGAGGUGGUGCAGUCCAUCAAACGGCUGGAAGAAGCUCAGGACAAACGACUGCAGAGAUUGCUGGAAAAACAUAAAGAUAUUCGACAGCAAAUCCUGGGAGACAAACCAAAGCUUCAGAGCGAGCUGGACCAGGAGUAUCAGGACAAGUUUCGGAGGCUCCCAGCAGAAAUCCAAGAGUUCGUGCAGGACUCUGCUGCUUGUAAAGGCAAGUUCAGCCAAGACAGUGACUUUCUUCCCAUUUCCAGAACGCCAGGGAAGCUGAAGCCCUCGCUCUCGCCAGCUGAAGAUGUGGAGCGAUCUUCAGAGAAAGUCUUCGACACGCCACUCUGAGCUUGUUGUACCUUUGUAAACAUGUUUUUGUACUUCAUACGCUGUUGAGUUUCCCUGAUUGAAUGUGCACCUUUUAGUACGACGACUGGAUGACUUACUUGAACAAUGUUAAAAAUAAUUUUCCUCUUUUUUUUUACUUUUAAAACUCUUGAGUUUUCACAAGAACUUGCUGCUUAUGUGGAUUUAAAUGUGUAUGUGUUUAGACGGACUGUCAUGUAUGUUUAGAUGAGUCUCUUAAUGAUUUCUAACGGCUCUGAAGUCUUUUAAUAUGAAAUUUAGGCUCUAAUUAUGUCACAUAUGUUAUCAUGGACCGCCCGGCCACAAUUUAGACUUUGUAUGAAUUCAGUUUUUAAUAAUAUAACAACACGUGGACAUGAAACAUAAAGGCAUCAAGUGAUUCAUUUGCUUGCAUGUUAUUGUACAGAAAUGUGAUGUGGAAGGAAAACAAGAAUAUGAAGAUUAACAUUUAUGCAUUCGGCAGACUUACACUGCAGUCUCUCU
Molecule: messenger RNA, 4371 nt
Organism: Sinocyclocheilus grahami
Lineage: Eukaryota; Metazoa; Chordata; Actinopteri; Cypriniformes; Cyprinidae
Gene: plcb1l
Product: phospholipase C beta 1-like
Exons: 33
Coding region: 115-3870 (1251 amino acids)
Biological process (GO): memory; phosphatidylinositol metabolic process; G protein-coupled receptor signaling pathway
Cellular component (GO): nuclear speck; cytoplasm
Molecular function (GO): phosphatidylinositol-4,5-bisphosphate phospholipase C activity; calcium ion binding; calmodulin binding
Source: RefSeq, a predicted model, not a curated record